Closterium sp. Naga37s-1 is the source of this 966-nucleotide messenger RNA. The record is from the annotation of a GenBank genome assembly. Lineage: Eukaryota; Viridiplantae; Streptophyta; Zygnematophyceae; Desmidiales; Closteriaceae.
AUGCUGAAGGAGGUGGGAGGACCUUUCGCGGACGACACGCGCAUCUCGCUGGUGAAAAAGUUAAACGACUUGAAGUUCCCGUCCCUGGAGGAUCGCACUGAGGAUGGGGCUAACAAGGCAGAGGAGGAAAAGAAGAACACGGAUGAGGUGACGCCCCCGGCCGUCACUUCAGAGGUUCCUGCUGAAGGGGAAGACGAAGAGGAGGAUGAGGAUGACGGGUAUCUCAGCGACGACCCGGAAGAACGCUUCGAUCCCGUGAAGGCGGGAGAGAUUGCCGCGCGUACUGGUUUUUCGAUCACGCUGCUGAUCCCGAUCAAGUACGAAGAGGAGGUGGAGCGGCCUAUUGACACGGUUAACGGCCUGCUGGCGCUGUGGAGGAGGCAUAUGUCGGCGCACGUUCUGACAACGACAAAAUGUCAAGUGCUCUUACCGGCGUGGUUGUCAAAGAAACGUUACGGACGGCUGCAAGUUACCUUCCAGCAGGCGUCGGAUGCGAACUACGCAUGGUGUCGCAGAGUCGAGCACAAGAUGCUGAACGGCGUAGGCAUCACCCUCGACUGGCAGCACCCGGAGAACCCGCUAUACAUCAUGGAACGCGCGAAGCACCCGGACUCGAUUGAAGUGCUCUUGAAGAGUGUGCCGGCCGCCAUAACACCGGAGAUGGUUUAUGAGUACCUGGUGCAGACGGUGCUGGAGAAGCGUGGCAGGACCCCUUUUCUUAGCGGCUCUGCCUUUCAUCGGGUGGUUGAUCCGGUUACUGGUGCGGACACAGACAAGAUCAGGGGGCUGGUCAAAGGCCACCCGGGGGAUAAGUAUCGCUGGUGGCAUUUGUUGACUGACUCGGAGGCGUGUGGAAAGGCGCAUGGCUCCAGCUUCACCCAGGCGGUGGAACAUGUGAAGUCGGUCCAGCACUGCACCGCACUCCUGCAAGGGGGUCGGCCAGCAGGAAAAGCAGGGGGGAGAUGA